Chrysemys picta bellii (western painted turtle) is the source of this 1926-nucleotide messenger RNA. RefSeq names its product PML-RARA regulated adaptor molecule 1 (gene PRAM1). Gene Ontology annotation, cellular component: plasma membrane. The record is from RefSeq and is a predicted model, not a curated record. Lineage: Eukaryota; Metazoa; Chordata; Testudines; Emydidae. Gene Ontology annotation, biological process: protein localization to plasma membrane; integrin-mediated signaling pathway; T cell receptor signaling pathway. Gene Ontology annotation, molecular function: protein binding.
UGUGGUUCUUUGCAUGGAAUAUAUCUUAGCUUAGAACAGGGAUCGGUGCGGAAUGAUUCUCCAGGCCAUCUACGGGCUCGAUUCACUAUAGCCCUGCCUCUUGCACAGUCAUUUACACCAGAGCACGGGAGUGCAAAACAGGCCGGGGAUGUUUCACUCUGGCUCUGUGCCGGAGUAAAUGCCUGAACACACGGCUGGGCCGACGAACUUCAACACAAAGGCACUGAUUCUGCACUCCAUUGCGCUAGCGUAAAGCUGACACAGAACCAAGUGGAGAAUCCGGCCCAAACAGUUUAACUUCUCGGCUGGUUUGGAAUGCAGCCCCAAAGCCCUGGACGGAUGGAGACCCUGGGCUGUAGUGGGGCAUCCCCAGCAGUGGAAAUGGGAUGCGGUGUUAUUGCCAUGGAUGACAAGGGAGGAUUGGGGGGCGGGGGUGGAAAACAUUUGGUCUCCUGAACAUUCUGGAAGAUCAUUGUGACUUUUCCUGGCUCUGCAGAAAAUCCCAGAUUUCAAAGCUAAGCGGGAAACAUGGGAAGAAUCUCAAACAGUGCAAGAAAGAAGAGCAGGCGGACAAGGAAUUUCGGAAGAAAUUCAAGUUUGAAGGGGAAAUCCGCGCUCUGACCCGAAUGAUGGUCGAUCCCAACGUGGCUGAGAAGAAAGGGGGAGGGAAGAAUCUGCCGCUUAAACGAGGAGAGAUUCUGGACGUCAUUCAGUUAACGAGUCCCGAGAGAAUACUCUGCCGGAACAACCAGUGGAAGUAUGGCUACGUCCCCAGGGUGGCGCUGCUGCAGCUGGACACUGACAUUUACGAUGACGUUGCCUUUUGUGAUGAAAUUAAUUCUUCCACCAACGUCAGCAAGUGAUCUCACCAGCAGAGGGGGGGGCUGUGAGGACAGAAACAUGAAAAACAUUAAAUGCAAGUUUCCUUCUUCAAAUUGGGAGUUGCCUUCUCCACAGUUAGUGCUCCAAAGGCAACGUGUCCCUUGUAACAUGGUAGCGUGGUUAAUUUUAAGAUGUUGGGCCUCUGGAAGGAUUUUUCCCCGCAUUCAGCAAAACUACUCAAAAGUAGGACAGGAACCACAAUAGUGUUCAGAGAAACAGGUUACAAGUGAGCUGCAAAUAAACAAUCUGCCAUGUUUCUUGUUUUUGUCUGUGUAAAGAAUGGUGAUGACCUGAGAGUUUGGGUUUUUUUUAAUUUUGCUGGUUGUUUAGCUUAGAAAUCCAGGUCUCGUCUGUCUUGUUUUUCCUGAGAAGAUUCUGAUAUCUCUGCUUCCGAGUAUGUGAAGCCUCAGCAACUGAGGAGGGAUGGAGAGUUCAGUAACACUGAGUUACACAGGUGUAAAUACAACACCACAGUUGGGAGGAAGGAUAUCUUUGUUAAUGAUGCAAAGCCCCAUCCCUUGAACUGAGAUCUGAGAAGGCUUCUGCUCCAUUUCUGCCACCCGCUAAGGUGGCAUGUAGCAAAAUUAGGGAUGACCAAACAGGAUAGUCCUGAUAGCUUGAGGGGAAAGACAAGUGGAGUUUUCAAAAACCCUUUAGGCCUUUAUAGCUCAGAAUGGAAUAAAAAGGGACAAGCCCAAUUUCUUGUUCUUUGCAAGUGAGCUAGUGACAAUCCAGUUGAGUCUUCCCCUGGCAGCUGGCCACACAGAGACAGAGGUUGGUCUUGUGAUUAAAGCACUGGCCGGGAAUUUGGGAGAUUUGGUUUCAGUUCUUGGCUCUGCCACAGACUCUCUGUACGAUCUUUGUACCGUGAUCUGCCUUAGUUUCCCAUUUGUGAAUGGGGAUACUAGUUCUUCCUCUGUCUGUCCGGUUAGAUUGUGAACCCUUCGGGGCAGGGACUCUUCCUAUGUAUAUGUACAGCGCCUAGCACCAUGGGGCUCACCUGAUCUUGGCUGGGGCCUCGGCACCACUGCAAGACAAAUAAAG